AUUGGGGGGACAGCGCCCGCCCACCUGCACUCCCUGUAGCCCAAGCUCCUCCGCACCCGCGCGGAUACCCCACGCCGGGGGAGCUGAGCCCCGCGGCUCUCGGCCCCCCGCAGCGUCCUCGGACCCCAUGGAGAACGCGCCCACCGCGGCUUCCUGAGUGCGGGCGCCGCCGCCGUCCAAACUGCGCGCUGGGGUCUUCCAACUCGUCCCUCUCCGGGGCGUCCGAGAGGCCGGGAAAGAGCGCACUAUGAAGUCCGUUCUGUUCAGCCGCUUCUUCAUCCUCCUGCCUUGGAUCCUAAUCGUCAUCAUCAUGCUCGACGUGGACACGCGCAGGCCAGCGCCCCCGCUCACCCCGCGCCCCUACUUUUCUCCCUACGUGAUGGGCCGCGGGGGCGCCCGACUGCCGCUCCGCAGGGUUGGUCCCGACAGCGGCCCCGGGCGCCGCUGGGUGAAGCGCAACGAGUCGCGGCCACAGCCACAGCCGCGGCCCGAGCCACCUCUGCCCACCAUCUAUGCCAUCACGCCCACCUACAGCCGCCCGGUGCAGAAAGCCGAGCUGACCCGCCUGGCCAACACUUUCCGCCAGGUGGCGCAGCUGCACUGGAUCCUGGUGGAGGACGCGGCGGCGCGCAGCGAGCUGGUGAGCCGCUUCCUGGCGCGGGCCGGGCUGCCCAGCACGCACCUGCACGUGCCCACGCCGCGGCGCUACAAGAGGCCGGGACUGCCGCGCGCCACUGAGCACAGGGGGUCAGGCUUAAGUUGGGUGCUUACGUUACUGAGGCACCAGCAGGCAGAGCCCAACAUCUUCUUUUUUUCCCCUGAAGUUAAUACCUAUUCUCUUAAAAUUUUUCGCAGAAUGCGAACUACACGCAAGGUCUCUGUCUGGCCAGUGGGCCUGGUUGGCGGGCGACGCUAUGAACGUCCGUUGGUGGAAAACGGCAAAGUCGUUGGUUGGUACACCGGCUGGAGAGCAGACAGGCCUUUUGCCAUCGACAUGGCAGGAUUUGCUGUCAGUCUUCAAGUCAUCUUGUCCAAUCCAAAAGCCGUAUUUAAGCGUCGUGGAUCCCAGCCAGGGAUGCAAGAAUCUGAUUUUCUAAAACAGAUAACAACAGUUGAAGAGCUGGAACCAAAAGCAAAUAACUGCACCAAGGUUCUUGUGUGGCACACUCGGACAGAGAAGGUUAAUCUAGCCAACGAGCCAAAGUACCACCUGGACACGGUGAAAAUUGAGGUGUAAAUUGAAGAAACUGAAGCAGCAACUGGUGCAGUUUGCCUGGCUGGUGGACGUGGGAGAGGACGUUUGGAGGUCAGGCUGCCAAACAUUCAGGUAUUGUUCACUUUACUUCAGUACAGCAGCCUUUACUGUCAUCUGAUGGACAUCUGUUUAAGCAGAGCUUGCCAGUUAACAUGGCUGACUGGAUGGUAUAAAGUGUGUGUUUUUUGUCUUCAUUUGUUCUGCAUGUUUUCCCUACAACGAAACUGGAAGUUCUUUGUACAGUACAGCUAGUGACACUGCGGGAUACACUGUGAGUAUCUUGUGUACUUUUUUUUUUUUUUUUCCCAUUUGGCCUUAUAAUUGGUGGAACUGGUUUCAGAAACAAAGGACAGGUAUUUUGUUGACUAAAUGUUCCCAAUUCCUCACUUUGCAAUAUUAAGUAAUUUUCAUACGGUUGGUGGCAGUAUACAUUGUAGGAAAUAAAACCCACAAAAAUAAAAAGGUCUAUGGAUUUAUCUGUUUAAUAUAGGGAUAUAACAUUUUGUCAAUACUAGGCACCAUAAAAUGUAAACACAAUUACUGUCAUAAACCUGGAUAUACCUUCAAGGAUUGAAAGUGGCUUUGUUUAGUUACCCUGUUUGCAUAUAGUGCAGAGAAAGGUCUUCAUGUUAUUAGCACUAUGUACAUAAGAAGAGAUCCAAAUUACAAGAGAGGCAGAUAAAAUUUGAGUUCUUUAAACAUUCGUUAAACUAAGUUUUGUAGUAACAUCCAGGUUUAUCUUCCUUUCACUAGCCACGUUCCCUGUUAAGCACAUCAUAACAACAGCACAGUGAAGUGAAUGAUGAAAUAAAAGAACUUUGAUACACUAGAAAACAGUGCUCAGUGACACAUUUACAUUCUAUUUAUAUGAUUAAACAUUUGAUCAUACAGUACCUUCCUACAGGAUUACUGGCUAAUUUGGGGGUGGGGUUUAUACUGUUAGAGGUAUUACUAACAUGAUAACUACUUCCCUUAUAUGCAAACAUUAGAGCUAUACUUUUAUCGAGAGUAAAACUGAUUAUGCAAGUUGACUGAGCAGCUUCUCAAAUAAUGUGGUUUACGAAAUCAUGGGAAAUGAGCAAAGCUGCCCUUGACAUAAAAUCGUUUCUCAACCUGCUUUUCACAUCAAAUUUAAUCUGUACAGACCAACACGGUCAGUCAGAUAAUUCUUCAUAUGAACAAAUGGGGAAAAAGAAAAAAAAAAUAUGUACAUGAAUAAACAGGGGAACUAGAUGCGUUUUAGCAAGGAAUGUCAGGUGGUAGUUCUGGAUGAAACUUGCAGUGCAGUUUUCAUUUCCACAGCUGUGUGCUGAGAGUCUGACCCGAUGAGCUUCCAGACCAGCCCGCUGUUGUGCUGGGGGGCUGGCCAAAACCCACUGCGGGGUUUGUACUGCUGAUACUCAUGCCGGCCAUUUGCUGAUUCAUCUGUGAAACAUAAAAGGCUUAUUUUAGGACGUUUACUUCACUUUUAAUUCUUGUUUCUUGAGCCACAGUUAGACAUUUAUUAGAAGCUGCCUUUGAGGUUAAUUUAGUCAAAGAGAUAAUGAAGUUUAAUAGCAAUUAUAGAAGUAUUUUUCAUCAAUAUGAAAAUUAGUCAAAGCACAGGGGUAUAAGUAGACUACCAAACAAUUAUUUCCCUAGAGAAAGCAAAUAGCUAUUUUGUUUCCUUCUUGUUCUUUCCUUCCACUUUUUUUUUAGCAUUGUCCAUAAAGUGAUCUCAAUCCUAUUUAUUCAUUUUCAAGACUCCAUUUCUUGUCCCCCAAAGAUUAACCACAACUGAAAAAACACCAAAGCAAUCUUUGAAUUUGUAUUUGAGUCCACUAUUCUAACUUUCAACUAUAUCAGGAUGUUGUGCUUUAACUAUAAGGACUGAGUAAAUUUUAGAAAGUCAAAUACUCCAAAACUAUAUACUGUUUAUGACAGGUAUUAUUCUGUCUUCAUUAAAAUCUUAAAUGGUUCUAAAUACUUCCUAAGUAUUAAAAAAAGGCUGUAAAGCAUACAUUUUCUUUUGCUUAACCACUAAACAUCUAAAAUUAAUUUUCAUUAUAUAAGGUAUAAGACGACCUGUGUUUUUCUUCCAGACUGGAAUCAUAUAUGUAUAUAAGCAUCCUAACCCUUUCACUACGGUACUUCUCUUCUUCUAAUACUGAUGAUAAGGAAAGGAAAGGCAAGAUUUAUCACAAAGUACAGAGUGGAUUCAAAAAUCUGUGCUCAGGGUUGGAAUGUAUUCUUAAUAAAGUUCUUUAGUGGUCUUGCAAAGAUACUAAUGUUCACCACAUUGCUGAUGAGGCAUAGUGUCCACGUCUUCAUACCAACUAAAGGUUGUAAACCACCUUGUUGGCCAACAGAUUCCACUGAGGGGUGCUGGAAAACAGCAGCACCCCUCAGCAUGCCUGAAAGUAAAGGCCAACGUUAACUCCUUACUGGUUCAUCUAGCACCUUAACUUUGAGCUGAGUAUACUUCAGUAUUUUGGCUACACAAAAGCUGUUACUGACAUUUGGUACUUAAGGUUCCCAGAGGGUGGACACCAAUGUCACAAUGACAGUAGGGGCUCCUGGCUGGCACAGUUGGUACAGCAUGUGACUCUUGAUCUCGGGGUUUAGGUUCAAACCCCAUGCUGAGUGUGGGGAGUACUUAAAAAAAUCUUUAAAAUGUGAUAGUAAAAGCAUUCACAGGAUGUAUAGUGAUUUUUAGUAAUGUUAACUAUCAGUAUAGACUAUUCUCUGAAUGCUCUCAAGGUAAAACAGCUGAACAGAAACCAAGAUUCCCCCCAGUGCUAGAAGAACACCAAAUAGGAACUGUAAGGGAAAGAGAGGCUGGAGCAUGAAGCUAAAUCUAAGGGUCUUUGUCUAUGCAGAAAAGUCAGAGUGGAGCACUAAAACAGACUGAUUUGAAAAAAGUUUUACAAGUAGAAAUGGGAUUUCAUAAUGUAAGGGGAUGUCUGAGACAGAUAUGGACUUGUCCAUAAGUAAAAAGGAAACUCAACUGUACAAAGGUUUUUAAACUUUUAUAAAGCAGGGGAAGUAGGCAUAUGACAUGAAGAACAGCCUAGAUCCCUUACAAAAUAGUGCUUUGAGACUGGAAACCACUCCCUGCCCCCAACUUAGUAGUGAACAUAGGCAGGUCUAAGUGGACUAUAAAAAUGCCCCACCAGGGAGCUGGGUUGAAGCUUGGUGCUAAUUUCACAGGUAGCAGAGAGGAAGUCUCUCAAGAUGCCCAAGAUAAUUUCCAGCUGUUACAAACAGGAUGUUCACCAGUAUUAUAAUCUGAAAUGAAAAAAUGCUUAACACUGCUUUACAGAAUACUCUAAAUAUAGGGUCAGUGACAGCUCACUUGUCUGUUUGAUGUAACUUCAUGAUACCUAUAGACAAGUCCCAUCUGAUACAUUAUCCUUACUCAGAUUUUUCUGCCAUGUUGUUAUUUUUAAAUAAACCAUUCAGAAAAUGAAUCCCAUUUCUUUGAUUUUGGAGACUCUGGAGAGUAAAUGACCCCCUACCUGUGAGAGGUUCCACUGGGGCUGCUGAGCUUGCGGCAGGCCAAACUUACUCUGGGGCGCGCCCAUCUGUCCCACCAUUCCUCCGUGGGGGCCAACCACAUUUGGGGGAAGUGGCAUCACACCAGUUUGUGCGUUUCCCAUAAACCCAUUGGGCAUGGGCAUGCCCACCAUCAUGCUUGUACUCUGUCCCAUCACAUUUCCUAGAAGGCCAGGAGCUGCAGGUGCAGGCACAGGCACGCCCAUUGGUGGAAAACCUUGAAAUGCAGUCGGUGCUUGUGAGGUAAAUGGUAUAUUUGUGGGUCCCAUAAACACACCUGCAUUUUAAGAACCAUGAAAAGAAAAUGAAUGAAGAAAGCAGGGCUACUGUAUACAGUUGCACUCACCUCUAUGAUCACAGAAAAAGGAUCACCAUCUUUCUGAAGAACCCACAGCAAAAAUUUUAAUUCCAAUCUGCUGCUACUGUUCAGACCGACUCACAACCUCAGAGCUGGUUACUUCCAAAAUGCACACAAAUCAGUUACAAACCUGAGCAAAUUUAGGCUAGAUAUAUCUUAUGCAAUAGCCAUAUAAACUCCACAGCAUGAGAUUAUGUGCUGUUUGUGCUGACUUGCACGGCUUGUCUCCCACUAUCAGAUACACAACUGAGAGCUGAUGGUGUCUGGCUUUAAUGGAAGCAAGUGUCCUAGAAUUCCAGCUCAUUAUUUCAGAAGGAGUGCAUUUGACAGAUUCAAACUAUGUAAACAAUAGAUCUGACUGUGCUAGUCUUUCAUUAUAAUUAUUAAAAACUCAGUUUUGGAAUUCAUGUGAUAAUUCAGAUUGCUUAUUGUUUACUUACAGAGAAAAUACCAUACUGUACACAAAGUUGUAAACUUCAUGCAAAUCAAAAUAAUUCUUCAAAAAUAAUCCAUGUCCUGUAAGCUUGUGAAACAAUAUUAAGUGAUAUGUGAACAGCGUGUUACUUCUAAAUAAAGUUUUGUGAAUCCUGUG
Molecule: messenger RNA, 5739 nt
Organism: Herpailurus yagouaroundi (jaguarundi)
Lineage: Eukaryota; Metazoa; Chordata; Mammalia; Carnivora; Felidae
Gene: B3GAT2
Product: beta-1,3-glucuronyltransferase 2
Exons: 10
Coding region: 248-1237 (329 amino acids)
Biological process (GO): chondroitin sulfate proteoglycan biosynthetic process; carbohydrate metabolic process
Cellular component (GO): Golgi membrane
Molecular function (GO): galactosylgalactosylxylosylprotein 3-beta-glucuronosyltransferase activity
Source: RefSeq, a predicted model, not a curated record